UCUUUCCAUUGGAGAAACGUCAGAGAUACGAUGGUUUUGAUUGGUCAUCGCUCAGAAGGCGGAUCCAAGGCCGCCCGAGUAGAAGUUGAAUGGUGAAAAAGGAGGUCAGUCAAACACAGAGCCCCGCCUUCUAAGAUUGGCGCGUAACCUAGCAACACAGGAGCCGCGGAGAUGGUGAACCGUGGGCAGAGAAACUUGCUUGCAGUUUGAAGUGCCGGGUUGCUGGAGAUUGUGACAGCCAGGAGAGCCUUGAGUUGGCCGACGUCUCAGUGCCAGAGUAUAGCCAGAGGCAAAGCCAGCUGCUCCAGAGAUGACCUUAGAGGUCUUCAGCAUGGCCCCUUCCUACCAUGGGCUGGCUAUCCAAAGAAUCCCACUGAGGACGGACCUAAUCCCGGCUGUGCCGAUGAAGACCUUGGCCCCAUCCAAAUCCAAGCUCAGCACCAUCGAGGCCAAGAGAAUCAUGUCAGUCCUGGAUGAAGGCAUACAAAAGGUGGGCCUGGUGACCCUGAUGUCCUACGUGGAGUCUCACCCCGAGGCCCUGGAGGGAAUGUUCCCUGAAGACUUGGUGAGAGCCGUGAGAGAACACUUGGACCUUGGCCAGGCCCUGCUGGAGGGUGCCAGCAUCCUGCAGGAGAAACAAAAACGUCUGGAAGAAGAAGUGGAGGAAGCUGAGGAAGGCUGGUACCGAGACCGCCUACUGUCCAUAGACCUAUGCAGGGCCAGCCUGUGGCCGCUGGCACACCAGUUCCGAGACUCCACCAAGACUAUCCUGAGGCUCCUGAUCAGUGACACCCAGAUCAUCACCCUAGUGCAGAUGCAGGCGCCAGGCAGAAGCCCAGGGGCCCAGCGCCUCCUCGACGGCCUGGUGGAGCUGCGGGGCUUCCUCUUUGAAAAGCUAAUCACCAGCCCGAUGGAAGUGAAGGAGAAGAACCAGUUCAUACAGGACAUCAACCGGAGGAAUGAAAGGAACCAAGAAGUCAUCGACGGCCUCCAGGCUGAGCUGGCAGAGGUGCUGAAGAAUAAGGAGGCAGAGGUGGAGAAGGAGAACUUUGUGAUCCAAGAACUGAAGAACCACCUGCACCAGGUGUUCAAGUUCUCAGAGAACAGCCUCCUCCGCACCAAGCAGGAGGCGGAGAAACAGCAGAAGAUGGAUUACCGGGCCUCGCAGGCCAGGCUGGCCAAGAUACAGCAAGAGAUCCUGGCGCUGCGCUCACAGUACCACAAUCUGGUCAUGGAGAAUCGGGAGGUGGAGCAGGCUCUGAGGAAGAAAAAAUAUAAAGUGGAGACAGAAAUUGAGAACUGGAUCCAGAAAUACGACAUGGAGAUGAGUGAGAAGCAGGAUGAAUACGAGGACCUGGAGAGCAUCCACAAGGAGGAGAAGCUGCAGCUGGAGGAGCUGAAGGAGAGGCAUGCGGUGCUGGUGGAGGAGUUCGCCCAGAUCCGCGCAGAGAGUGAGAUCAACUCUAAGAAACGGGUGGAGGCGGAGCGUGAGAUGGUGCGCAUGGUGAAGGCCGCCACGCUCAUCCAGGCGGUGUGGAAGGGAUACCUGGUGCGCUCCAUGCUCAGGUCCAAGAGGAAGAAGAAGGGCAAGGGCAAGGGCAAAGACAAGGGGAAGGGCAAGGAGAAGGAGAAGGGCAAAGAGGAGAAGGGGAAGGAAAAGGGGAAGGAGAAGGCGGCCAAGGGCAAGGGCAAAGGCAAGAAGUGACCACCGCCGCCUGGCCCCGCCCACGCCCAGCCUCAACCACGCCCCUACCCUGCCCCAGCCCUUCCAUCCCUAGCUUUAAUGGGCUAAAAUAAAAACAAAACAACCCCCCCAAAAAAAACAAACAGAACAUUUAAACCAUACUCAAGGGCUCACCCUUCAACAGACAUGUCUCUCCCGGGAUGAGACUGAGUUGCUCACGGGCACAGCAUCCUGAGGAGGGUGCAAGCUUUGGGUCCCCAUCCUCCUACAUCUUCAUUGAGAAUGAGGCCCUGGUCCAAGCCCAGGAGCGACUGUGGAGGCCAUGCAGAGAUCAUGACCAGGUAGCCCUGGCUUGCCCUGGGACUGUCCACUCACCCACGGCUCUGCCCCAACGCUAUGAACUGUCAGAAAGGCAGCAGCCCUGUUAGUUUGUUUGGCAUUUAGAUUGUUUGCAUGGUUUUAAAAAGCAUUAGUUGCUAAAAAUUCAGAAAUCGAGGACUAUCCCAUAGAAACCUAUCAGCCCUUUCUGUAUGGAUCCCAUCACCCUGAUAUCCCAGCAUCCUGGCCUUGUAUCUUCCAUGGUGCAGC
Peromyscus eremicus (cactus mouse) is the source of this 2272-nucleotide messenger RNA. It is a transcript of the gene Drc10, whose product is annotated as IQ motif containing D. The coding region runs from base 311 to 1705 and encodes 464 amino acids. The transcript is spliced from 5 exons. Gene Ontology annotation, molecular function: protein binding. The record is from RefSeq and is a predicted model, not a curated record. Lineage: Eukaryota; Metazoa; Chordata; Mammalia; Rodentia; Cricetidae.